AUGUUCACUUUCGGGUGCUAUAAGAGAACAGAUCCAUAUGCACUUGCUUUCACGCACGACUGCAGACAAUCUUCUCAUACUAUUGGAUUACCCAUGAGAAUAAUGUUAGCGAUUGUGGCCUUCGUAAUUUUCUGCACAUGUUUGAUCGAAGCUAAAAAACCAUGGGAGCAUUCGCGUUUUUCGAGCGUAGAGAAGGGUGAUUUCUUUCACGGUAUUCCACACAAUGUUUUAGCUGUACGUGAGGGUAGACAUCACCGAAGUCAUGCAGACCACGAUUUUCAAGCAAGGCGGCGACCAGAACCUUGGCAGCGUUCCAGGGGACACCGUUGA
Molecule: messenger RNA, 330 nt
Organism: Cylicocyclus nassatus
Lineage: Eukaryota; Metazoa; Nematoda; Chromadorea; Rhabditida; Strongylidae
Source: the annotation of a GenBank genome assembly